Molecule: messenger RNA, 653 nt
Organism: Camelina sativa (false flax)
Lineage: Eukaryota; Viridiplantae; Streptophyta; Magnoliopsida; Brassicales; Brassicaceae
Source: RefSeq, a predicted model, not a curated record
GCUUUUAUGCUUUACUUUAUGUACUUUUACGCCUUGUUCCUCUCAUCCUUCUUUACAACGAACAUCAAAUUAACAUUGGUGAGUUCUAAAAUACAAAAGUUUUAACAUACAAAAACCGUGUAGGGAGCAUGAUUUGCUGCUGUGUUAAGUCGGAGAACAACAAGAAGUACGCGGAGCUGGAUGCGAAGCUUGCAAGGAAGAUGGUGGAGAGCCGGAGGAUUUAUCCGGGACACAAGAGUCUAAAGUCUAUGGAUUCAAUAAUCAUGAAGUUUCCUAAGCUAAGAGAAGGAUUAAGAAACAUCAGAAACGUUUUCGAAUCCUACGAUAAUGAUAGUAACGGGACAAUCGAUAUAGAGGAGCUGAAGAAAUGCUUAGAAGAACUACAGCUAAGUUUAUCAGAUGAAGAAGUAAAAGGCUUAUAUGGAUGGUGUGAUGUUGAUGGAAGCAAAGGGAUACAGUUCAAUGAGUUUAUAGUCCUUCUCUGCCUCAUCUAUCUUCUAUCAAAACCUUCCUCUGAAUCCAACGCGGAAUCGAGAGAGAUGGGUCCGAAGUUGGUUGAAUCUAUAUUUGAUCCAAUAGUUGAAGUGUUCUUGUUUUUGGACAAAGAUGGUAAAGGGAAACUGAACAAGGCUGAUGUGAUAAAGACACUGAAC